Molecule: messenger RNA, 4943 nt
Organism: Coturnix japonica (Japanese quail)
Lineage: Eukaryota; Metazoa; Chordata; Aves; Galliformes; Phasianidae
Gene: GRIA4
Product: glutamate ionotropic receptor AMPA type subunit 4
Biological process (GO): monoatomic ion transport
Cellular component (GO): membrane
Molecular function (GO): ligand-gated monoatomic ion channel activity; signaling receptor activity
Source: RefSeq, a predicted model, not a curated record
GCCGCCGCCAGCCGCUCCCCCCCGCCGCCAAACUCACCACCACCAUCUUCUGCAUGUGCAUCGCUCGCAGCCGGACACAAACCGCUCCCCGGCGAUGGAGACUGCGGGAAAAGCCCGGCGCGGCGGGAUGGCUUGCUGAAACUGCGGCGGCUGCGGGAAGAGAGGCAGAGAAUAGGGCAGCAAAUCCUAAAGCAACAGCAAAAUAAAAACUGAAAAGAAAAAAAAAAAAAAAAAAAGAAAAAGAAAAAAAAAGGAAAAAGCAAGGAGAAAAGCUCUUUUUUUUUCUCCCCCUUUUCCCUCUUUUUUUUUAUUUUUUUAUUUUUUAUUUUUCAAUUCUUGAUUUUGUUUGUAGCCGCCUCGUCCUCAAUGCCUCUCUGAGCAGCAUCUAGCGAGCGAGCGGGAGAAGGCGAGAGAGAGGCAAAAGAGAAGAUGAGGAUAAUUUGCAGACAGCUUGUCUUGUUGUUUUCUGGCUUUUGGGGACUAGCAAUGGGAGCUUUUCCUAGCAGCGUGCAAAUAGGUGGUCUCUUCAUCAGGAACACAGAUCAGGAAUAUACCGCUUUUCGAUUAGCAAUUUUUCUUCAUAACACCAGCCCCAAUGCCUCCGAAGCACCUUUUAAUUUGGUUCCUCAUGUAGACAACAUUGAAACAGCUAACAGCUUCGCUGUAACAAAUGCCUUCUGCUCCCAAUAUUCUAGAGGAGUUUUUGCCAUUUUUGGACUUUAUGAUAAGAGAUCAGUACAUACCUUGACCUCAUUCUGCAGCGCCUUGCACAUCUCCCUCAUCACACCAAGUUUCCCCACUGAGGGUGAGAGUCAGUUUGUGCUGCAGCUGCGGCCGUCGCUGCGGGGAGCCCUCCUGAGCUUGCUGGAUCACUACGAAUGGAACCGCUUUGUUUUCCUGUAUGACACAGAUCGAGGUUAUUCAAUACUUCAAGCUAUUAUGGAAAAAGCAGGACAAAAUAGCUGGCAAGUCAGCGCCAUCUGCGUGGAGAAUUUCAAUGAUGCCAGCUACAGGCGGCUUUUAGAAGACCUGGACAGAAGACAAGAAAAGAAAUUUGUAAUAGACUGUGAAAUAGAGAGGCUGCAGAAUCUCUUAGAACAGAUUGUGAGUGUGGGAAAGCAUGUUAAAGGAUACCACUACAUUGUUGCCAACCUGGGAUUCAAAGAUAUUUCUCUGGAGAGGUUUAUGCAUGGAGGAGCUAAUGUGACGGGAUUUCAGCUAGUAGAUUUCAGUACCCCAAUGGUAACUAAGUUGAUGCAGCGCUGGAAGAAACUGGACCAGAGAGAAUACCCGGGAUCCGAGACCCCACCAAAGUAUACAUCUGCAUUAACAUACGAUGGAGUGCUUGUGAUGGCUGAAACUUUCCGCAAUCUCAGAAGGCAGAAAAUAGAUAUUUCAAGAAGAGGAAAUGCUGGAGAUUGUCUUGCUAAUCCUGCUGCCCCAUGGGGUCAAGGAAUUGAUAUGGAGAGAACACUGAAACAGGUUCGAAUACAAGGAUUGACAGGAAACGUUCAAUUUGACCACUAUGGUCGCAGAGUCAACUACACUAUGGAUGUCUUUGAGCUGAAGAACACAGGUCCUCGGAAGGUUGGUUACUGGAAUGACAUGGAUAAAUUAGUUCUAAUUCAGCAUGAACCUACACUUGGAAAUGACACUUCAGCCAUGGAGAACAGAACUGUAGUUGUCACUACAAUUUUGCCUCUGAUGAAGAAUCCUAUUUUAAGAAAUUGAUCAAGGAAGAAAAGAGUCCCAAGAUGCUGCGAACAUUCCUAACUAAGGCUCAAGUAUUAACCACCAGUCUAGUAGCAUUGAGCUAAUUUUUCCAUAUGGAUUACUGUUCCUCUGACUGGAUGACCAGGCACUGAACCACCAGGAAAAGUUCUGUGACUAAUCUGAAAUGUAUAGAACAGAUGACGUUAACCUUCAACUUUGCCAAGCUGAGAAGAGAAUGAUGUGAAUAACAAGCUUUCAGUCGAAAUUUUCCUCUCAUUACCAAUCCUGAUAUCUUUGACUGAAGCUAUCAUACAUGAGUACUGUAAUUUCCAUAAAUAGCUUCAAGCUUAGGAGAAGCGAGUAAAAAAUAAUAAUGAAAAGUAACAUACAAGGUUCCUGUUUGCCAGAAAGAAAAAAAAAAGGAAAACACAAAAGCUUUUAAAAUGUGUUAUCUUGCCUGUCCUGUUUGCAUUGAAGCAUUUUGAUGUGCAUAAUAAAUGUUAUCUUCAAAAGAACUUUUCCAGUCCCUGCACUGAAAGGACUGGUGGGAUAAUUUUCAAAACCAAAAAAGUUGAAUUAAUAUUCCAAAGCAUGCCCUCUGUUUAUGCAGCAUGUUAUUUUGGGAUAAAUACAGUUAUUUAAAAGUAGAACUAAUUCUUGACCAAAAGUGUCCCCUUUCAAUGUUUUAAAAUCACAGUGCAAGAGAAAUAGAUCAGAAUUUGGUUUGAAUCAUAAUAUAUGGUGAAUACUGCCAUAAGUUAGUCAUGCACAUCUCUCAUUGACCCCAAUGGGAGCUGCUCAUACAAUUCUGAAGGCAGAUUAUAACCAUGACUCUUAAUAUUGACUUAUUAGGGCACUUAAUUUAAUAUUCAGAAGCAUAUAAUAAUGCACCUAGACAAAAAAAAAAAAAAAAAAAAAAAAAAAAAAAAAAAAAGAAAGAAAAAGAAAAAAAAAAAAGAAAAAAUUAACUAGAGCAACUCUUCAUCAGACAGUGAGAUUUUUACCUCCUCAUUGUCCUCUUCAUAUUGAAGGCAGGUUGAACCAUUGUAGAUGGCAUAUAGUUUUGGUUGCAUGCCUAUUUUCCAGCACUUAACUGAAAUGCUUCUGCAGUCAGUGCUGUUAGAGUUUUCAGUCUUCAAAGAGAGGUGUCAUGCCAGAGUAAGAAAAGUUUACAAGUUCUCAGCAUGGCUUGCUUUAAUUUUUGCCUGAAGCCAAAUAGCACAAGUUCAUUUGCCUUCUGUUUCUUCACAUUUUGUGUGUCUACGCUUACUUCACUGUAACAUGACUGUAUGGCUAUUGAAUUAUAAAGAAUUAGCUCUGCAAUCAGAGAACCUAGUACAGUGUUUUCUUCUUGGCAAAAUGCUGUCUUCAUUUGUAUUGUAGGAAGAGUACGUAGAAUUUUUUUGUACAGAUUUGGUUCAGCAUGUAGACACUCAGCCUAUCAUCAAAUAAUCAAGUGGUGAGGGAGCAUCCCAGAGUGAGCAGGCAACAUGGGCAGUGACAUACAUUAAUCUACCAGCUGCCACAUACCCCUGGAUUUUAUAGUUCCUGGAAGAGCUGUGUGCUUUGAACUUCAUGUGCUUCACGUCCUUCUGCAUGCCUGGCCCUCUCAGCAUGGACAGAUCCUCUCCCUGUGUGCAGAAGUAUUAUCCCCCCAGAGGCCCCAGCUUGAUGUGCAGUGGGCUCAUUAUAUGGCUAAAGUAGAGACACUGUGUAUAAUCUUCUCUAGUAGUAAGGCAAAUAUAGUGGUUUAUUCAGUCAGGAAAAGUAAUCAUCACUGUUCUAGCAAGAUAAGAAAUAUGGUGGUGAGGUCACUAAAUCACAAAAUGAUCUGGAUUGGAAGGAACCUUAACAGCCACCCAGUUCCAAUUCCCUUGCCAUGGUCAGGGCUACCAACCAUCAGAUCGAGCUGCCCAGGGCCCCAUCAAACCUGGCCUUGUGCACCUUCCAGCACCUCAUCACUCUGAGAUGCUGAACUAGAAUAUAUGGGAGUAGGCUGUGAUGACUAACCCAGAUUCUCUAAUCCCUUUCAUGAUGCAAACGCUGUACUUUGCAAAAACUAAAGAUCAUGAAAAUUCUCUAGAACCAAAGCUAGACAUACAAUGAGCUGUGUCUGCAUUGUGGCUUCCAGCUCAGUAUUUUAAUAAGAUAGUCUUUGCAUUGGCAGGCUAAUCUUGAAUGGCAAGAUCUCAUUCAAGACUGUGCCAUCUAAAUGUAGAUGUCUUUACAGAGGGUCUCAAUUCGAUUGCCCGCUUAAAGCAUGCAGUGACAAUUAUGAUGCUGUAGGAUAUUCUGCCUACCCCCGUUUCUGUAAUUAUAACAUCAGGAUGAACCUUUCCUGCCUGUCUUAUGCUGUAUGUGACCAAUCCAUGGGGUCACAUACUACCGUAUGAUGUUCACAUGGGAUGAGUUGUUCCCCAAGUGUGUAAGCUUUCAUGAAAGUACUUAAAGACUUAGAGAUUGUUUCAAUUAUCCAUAAGUAAGUGGCUAACACUGAGGAUAUCUGAGCUACCCAGACCUGCAGAAUAACAAAUGGGGGGCAGACAGGCUACCAGAGGGCACCCAAGAUAACAGACACUUCCAAUAGGUGACUAAAUGUAACCCUCUGUUUUGACUGGUGUACGCUUGCCCGAGUCUUACCUCAAAAAUUCUUUGAUCUUCUCAUAAUAGAAAAAUAUUUUUUCAUAAAAUAUAUUUAUUAAUUAAAUUCUUCAGUAGACUGAAGAAAAAAAAAUAACAUUUGUUGCAUGACAAUAAUAAAGACUUCAAACCGAAUCCUGGACACUUCAUUCUGAAAGAAAAAGAAAAAAAAAAAAAAAAAAAAAAAAAAAAGUUCAAUUGGCUUCUAUUGGUGAGGUUUUUUUUCAGAAUAAAGUGUGACAUGUGCCACUCCUGUUUACAAAAUGAGACAUUUCCUUGCACAAAUAUUUGUCACUUUUUCAAGUUAUUUUUACAGUGCUUAAAGAUUUUGAAUUAACUUCUUAACAGUAGACAAGGCAUACGUAGAUCUGUUUAAUAUUUGGACUAGUUACAUUCUCCAGCUUCCAUUAUAGUAUGAAUCAUCACUUGCGAGCAUUUUACUGUACACAUUAAUUUAUGGAAAUGUGGUGAAAUGAUUUGUUUUCAUCUAUAAAAGUAAUUGUUCCAGGCAUAAACUUGUAUUUACAUAUGUUAAGUAUUGUUAUAAAAUUGUGAAUUAUAUAAGUAAAGCUUGCACCAUUUCAAAUAUC